AUGACCUGCGUCGCGCCAGACUCGCUCCAAGCUCGACUACGUCGUGGAGAUAUUCCUUGUCGUGGUGCGAACCUUGGUGGAUGGCUAGUCGCUGAGCACUGGAUGACAUGGGACUCGUGUUUAUGGCACGGCGUGCCCGAUGAGAUCAAGAACCAAGGGGAAUUUGCGACUAUGAAGUUUUUAGGCCAUGAAGAAGGCGACCGACGAUUUGAUAAACACCGACGAACUUGGGUCACUGAGUCUGAUAUUGCCGAAAUGAAGCGGUUUGGACUCAACACUGUGCGAGUACCUGUAGGCUACUGGAUCAUGGGUUUUGACCUGACCGACUUUCCUAACAAGCAGGAGUGGGCGGUAUUUGCUCCUCACGCACUUCGUUACUUGGAUGAAUUGGUAAACCAUUGGUGUGUGAAAUACGAUAUUGCAGUAAUUGUGGACAUUCACGCGGCUAAAGGUUCUCAGAAUGGCCGUGAUCACAGCGCUGCAGUCGACUGUGGAGUCAAGUAUUGGGGACAAUACCCGGAAAAUGUGGAUAAUACGGUAUACCUGGCCAAUUUUCUGGCUUCGCGAUAUCGCUAUUGUCCAGCCUUCCUUGGCGUUGGUCUUCUCAAUGAACCUGAGGUCCCGACGGCACAACACGUACUUCGAGCUUACUACGAACGUGCGUACAGUGAGAUCCGUGCAACUGGAAACGAUUGUGUGCUGACCGUGGCACCACUGUUAACGGAGCAGAGUCCACCAUUUAUGGAGGACUUCAUGCGCUACCCAAAGUACUUUAACGUAUGGCACGAAUGGCAUCCGUAUUUUCUCUGGGGCUAUGAAGGUCAGAAUCGCAAUCAGGUACUGCAAGCUAUCCGCCGUUAUGGCGACCAGAUAUCCUCGUGGAGUGGAAAUUGGCUACUCAUCGACGAGUGGAGUUUAGGCGCUCAAGAAUGCGCCUUUCCAAGUGCAGACCGUUAUGGACUCAAACAAUUUGCAUCGGCGCAACUCGAAGCUUUCAACAAGGCUCACUCGGGAUGGAUCUUUUGGUCUUGGCGUCAUUCAGACGACGGACACAAUCGUCCGACGGGUUGGUCAAUGAGGCAGUUGCUGCGAGACGGUAUCAUCCAGCUGAAGUAA
Molecule: messenger RNA, 1116 nt
Organism: Peronospora belbahrii
Lineage: Eukaryota; Oomycota; Peronosporomycetes; Peronosporales; Peronosporaceae
Source: the annotation of a GenBank genome assembly